ACUUAUAUGUUAUAUCAAGACUGAGCAGUAUUUUAUGGGUGAAAAUAAGGGUGAAAAUAUAUGAAAGGUACAAGAUUUUAACUCGCCAGAAGUAAAUGUUAUAUGAUUGAUAAUUAUGAUUUUCAAGAUGCAGCAUGAAAGAGUUUAGAUUUAAAAGACCUCAUCGCAUUUUAUAGUUUGGAAGUAUAUCUUUUGAGAUCUUGUUUCUAUGAUCCUCAUGAUGCAGCAUCCAUGCAAAGUUUACCGCAAGGUUGAUACUCACGUUUAUUAGCAGAGUAACGAUAAUUCUUUCAGCACGUCGUAUAAAACCAGUACGAUCCGUUAUACCCUAACAGAGCUGGAAAAUCCUUGGCGAAGCAGUCGUGUCAAAGCAACAGGAAGAACGUCGUCAUCGCAAUGAAAAACGACUCACCGUUUGGAAGCAUCAUGUUCUUUGUGAUCUUCCUAUUAUUUGUGGAGAUAUCAGACGCGAAACCUAUUGAGUACGAAGACAUUGCGAAUCUGUUACCAACGGAACCUCAGACUACGAACGAUACAUUGGCAGCUAUUGUGCGAGAUCCGGUGGUGCAAGAUGCUGUGCAAAAUGCGGUCGGCAAUGGAUCCUUACAAGGCUUGGUGGUAAAGAAGAAAGUGCUUGUUAUGCCUGCCACUGAACCUACUAAGGUAUACACUUUAUGCUAUUCUUUUUUAUACGCUAUUAAUUGUGUAAAUAUUAAUUUAACAUUUUUCUACACCCACUUGACUAGAGAACACGAUGUUCAAGAAUCUUUUAUUAACGGCAACGGGCCACGUCGAAGUGUGAUCAAUCCUUUAUACAGGGAAAGCCAAGAUAUUUCGUCCUAUGCAGCGCAGCAUAACGAUUUCUACGAAGCAACCGAGACAUCUAAAACUACGGAGAAGCCGCUUUUUAUCGAUAACAUACCGCGAGAAAUUCCAUAUCUCGUGCCAAACCCGAGCCAGGAAACGCCACCGGAACAUCCCGCAAUAUCGGUACCAAUCAUCGCGUUCCUCGAUCCCGCAAGAAUUUCUAAUGAUAAAAUUGAAAACGUGCCAAUCGCGGCAGUAUUAUCAAAACAAGAUGGAACCUUGAAGAAUCAAUUGGAGAACGGACGCGACGAAAUUCAACGAAAUGUUCAAAAUUAUGUCGACGAGAGCUCGUGGAGCGUAGAUCCCAAUAAUUGGCAACUCAGUUCGUCUCCUUCCGAGAUGGAAGUAUCAUCUUCACUGUACGAGCCGACAACACAGACCAUGUACGCGAAUAAUGUUAAUCCUGAAAAUUUAUUACCAAUUACAAUGUCUCAUAUUGAUAUUGUAACACCACUCUUUUGGACUUCGGAUGUGGAUAUUAACUAUCCCAAAGAUCCGCGCGAUAUGGAAGUCGCCGCGGAUAUUGUCUUCAGGCCGCUUUUCAGAUACCGACAAGAGAUGCAGCGAAGAGCCUAUAGAAAGUCAGCUUAUCGAAGAUACAAUUCUUACAAUUCUUAUCCGAGACGUGGUUACCGAUACAGACCUCGAUAUUCUGACGAUUAUUAUUAGUACUUUAAUGGUAGUGAAUGGUGUUCUCGUUAUUAAAAUCUUGACACAAUUUAAGAAAAUAAUAAUCUUUUAUUAUAUUAAAUAACAGCCUCAAGUUGAACGCAAAACUGCGAAUUAUUAAAUUUACCGCUUAUAGUGAUUUUUAUACUGUUAAUUCGAUUUUCUUCAAUAAAAAUUUGAAUGAUAAAAUGCGCUAGACUAGUGUCUGACUUCAUAAAUAAUUAUUAAUAACGUUGACAUAAUUGUUAAAUAAAAAAUAAAUUAUAUUUCUAAAACGAUAGUUUUAAGCUUUGCCAUUUAAUUCCAUCCUUUCUUCCAAAUACAUUAUAAUGAACGGUAUGAUGUUUAAAUAAGCAAUCGCAUAUAUAAUUAUUUGUUACCAUCAAUUUUAAUUGACUCGCAACUCAGUUAUACGUCAUAGUCGAAUUAAACAUAUCACAGCAGAAUUAAACCUGACAUCCUCGGAGAAUAUUAUUGCCGGUCUUCAGAUAAACACGUUUUCUCAUGUAUGGAUUCUUCAGGAGAGAAAAUGAGUAGAUAUGUUAA
Molecule: messenger RNA, 2082 nt
Organism: Vollenhovia emeryi
Lineage: Eukaryota; Metazoa; Arthropoda; Insecta; Hymenoptera; Formicidae
Exons: 5
Coding region: 397-1536 (379 amino acids)
Source: RefSeq, a predicted model, not a curated record